Haemonchus placei is the source of this 588-nucleotide messenger RNA. NCBI's taxonomy places the organism in Eukaryota, Metazoa, Nematoda, Chromadorea, Rhabditida, Trichostrongylidae. The record is from the annotation of a GenBank genome assembly.
AUGUAUUGCCUAAGCACAAUACUACUGCUUACCGUUGCCGGCUGCGCGUUGUCCAUGCCUCCUCCAGCCGGCCUGAAUCUGAAGCCAGCCAAAGCCGUCGGCGAACAACAACCAAGUGCCCCCCAGAAUAACUCGCCGUCAGAGACAACUAAAGAGCCACCAAAUCUACGUCUUCGCUCCCGAAUGAUGGCCUCGCUGAACGCUAACGACACGAGCAAAAAGGAGUUGGGUCCAGUUGGCUCCCAAACACUGAUUCUCACAAAGAAUCGCAAAUAUAAAAAGCCAAAUCCUCGAUCAUUCUUUGAAGUAGUCACUGAGGAACCGAUCACCGCCGAACCAUCAUCAUCGAGGCCACCAGUGAAGACGCUCCCUUCAUCCGCUAAUUACGGGGUGAAUCCGGUACUGCAGACGAAUUUCGUUGAUUCGAGGGGUCGUGUAUUGAAAAAUGUCGUCUCAAUACCGAUUCGUGUGGGUGAUGCUCAAAUCAAACAAGUCAGCAGUAACAGUGCAACAGCAGCUUUGGUCGAAGGAGAAGCUGAGAAUGGUGUUCGUGUGAAAUUUGGCCAAGCGCCACUCCGCCUUUUGUAA